AUGAACUCCUCAGGUGACUCUGAGCCAGAGGAAACCAGCCCACCUGCAGGAAGUACCAAGAUCCUUGCCUUGACUGUGUGCUCUGCGGCCAUUGGAGGCACCUUCCAGUACGGCUACAACAUCUCCAUCAUCAACUCUCCCACCAGCUACAUCCAGAGCUUCAUCAAUGAGACCUACAUGGAGCGUUGGGGCAAAGGCCUGGACGUCCCUCAGGUGACCCUGGUGUGGACUCUGAUCGUGUCCUUCUUCUCCCUGGGGGGUCUGGUAGGCGCUCUGCUGGCAGGGCCCAUGGCCGUCCACUUUGGAAGGAAGAAGUCGCUGCUCCUGAACAACGUCUUCCUGUUCGCCGGCACCGUGCUCGUGCUGACGUGCAAGGCGGCGAGGUCGUUCGAGAUGAUCAUCAUCGCCCGAUUCCUGGUGGGGUUGAACUCGGGUGUGAGCAUGAACAUCCAGCCGAUGUAUUUUGGGGAGAGCGCCCCGAAACACCUCAGGGGCGCCGUGGCCUUUUCCUCCGCUGUUUUCACUGCAUUUGGGAUUUUCUUGGGUCAGGUUGUGGGACUCACUGAGAUCCUGGGCUCUCAGCCUCUUUGGCCCUACUUGCUUGCUAGUAACGCUUUGCCGGGGUUGAUCCAGCUGCUCACCCUACCCUGGUUUCCGGAAAGCCCCAGAUACCUACUGAUUGACCGGGGAGACCGAGAAGCGUGCCUCAAGGCUCUUGGGAAACUCCGCGGCGGGGAGCCUCCGGUCCUGGAGAUCGAGGAGCUGCUUGAGGAGCAGGAGCAGCAGCAGCAACAAUCAACAUCUUCGAAAUCUGGAUCCGCGGUUGCCAGAUCCCCCUGGUCCCUGUUCAAGGAUCCUGACCUGCGAUCCCAGCUCCGAACAAUCAUGGGCGCCAGUAGUGCCAUGAUGCUCUGUGGAAAUGACUCAAUCUACUUCUAUGCUUACUAUAUCUUUCUGGCAGCAGGGAUCCCUCCGCAGAAGAUCCAGUAUAUCACCAUCGGCACCGGCGCAUCUGAGCUAUCUGCUUCUAUACUGAGUAACCUUCUGAUUGAACGUGUGGGUCGCAGGUACCUUCUUGUUGGAGGGUACUGUCUCAUGUCCUUCUGGUCCGUAGUCUUCACCAUCGCUCUCAUCCUCCAGAGCCAAGGAGUGGUGGGGAUGUCCUACCUCAGCAUGGUGUGCGUGUUUGCUUACAUCCUCAGCUUCGGCCUGGGCCCGGCAGGGGUGACGGGCAUCCUGCCAGCUGAGAUCUUCGACCAGGCGGCUCGCCCGGCAGCGUACAUGAUCGCCGGCUCGUUCAUGUGGAUCAGUCUGUUCUUGGUGGGAAUGCUGUUCCCCUUCAUCGUCAAAUACCUGGGGAACUACUGCUUCCUGCCUUUCCUGGUCGUGUGCGUGGUGUCCGCUGUGUUUCUGGGGCUCACCUUACCGGAGACGAAAGGCAAGACGUUGGCGGAGAUCACUGCAGAUUUUCAGGGAAGGAAGAAGUCGAAGAAAGAGAGGUCAAAGAGGCAGGUGGAGAGGCCCGUUGAGACUCACUACAAGCUGGGUGCAGCCUGCUCCUUCACUGACAUCAUGCAAGAUCCUGAGCCCGCCCAUAAGAAUGGAGACAUCAAUUUGAAUGUUCCGGUAGAAAUGGAAAUGAAUCAGACAGUGCCUGUUGUAGCCACUUAAUGCACUUGAUAGGUUUGGCGUCAUUAGGUGCGUACUAUUGAAAAUACAGAAAAUGCGUCAAAUACACACACAACCAAAUAUACAAACAUGUGGCUCACACACAACACAACCAACUAUACAAACAUGUGGCUUACACACAACACAACCAAAUAUACGAACAUGUGGCUUACACACAACACAACCAAAUAUACAAACAUGUGGCUAACACACAACACAACCAAAUAUACAAACAUGUGGCUAACACACAACACAACCAAAUAUACAAACAUGUGGCUAACACACAACACAACCAACUAUACAAACAUGUGGCUUACACACAACACAACCAAAUAUACAAACAUGUGGCUUACACACAACACAACCAAAUAUACAAACAUGUGGCUCACAAACAACACAACCAAAUAUACAAACAUGUGGCUUACACACGACACAACCAAAUAUACAAACAUGUGGCUUACACACAACACAACCAAAUAUACAAACAUGUGGCAAACACACAACAAACCAAACAUGUGACUAACCCCCAACAUAACCAAAUAUACAAACGUGGCUUACACACAACACAACCAACUAUACAAACAUGUAGCUUACACACAACGCAACCAAAUAUAUAAAUAUGUGGCUAACACACAACAAAACAAACUGCCAAUCGACAACCAAACACAGAAAUGCUGCAAUUGGCACACACCCCGAUAGGUGAAUGUUUUCUAGUCUACACAAACAGUGAUGAGCCCAGCUACAGAGAACUUUCACAUUUAAAUUUUAGCUUAUUUUAUGUGUGUUUUUAGGAGUGGCUAAUUUUAAUAUCUUAAAUAAGUCAAACAUUUCACAGCAAAUGUGACCCAGCUGGGUUCACCACUUUUUGUUGUGUCCCCUGGCAACACACCCAUUUCA
Limanda limanda (common dab) is the source of this 2565-nucleotide messenger RNA. Its product is annotated as solute carrier family 2, facilitated glucose transporter member 11-like. Gene Ontology annotation, cellular component: membrane. The transcript has a single exon. NCBI's taxonomy places the organism in Eukaryota, Metazoa, Chordata, Actinopteri, Pleuronectiformes, Pleuronectidae. Gene Ontology annotation, molecular function: hexose transmembrane transporter activity. Bases 1 to 1671 code for a protein of 556 amino acids. The record is from RefSeq and is a predicted model, not a curated record. Gene Ontology annotation, biological process: monosaccharide transmembrane transport.